This is a messenger RNA of Fonsecaea erecta, 3138 nucleotides long. RefSeq lists its product as hypothetical. NCBI's taxonomy places the organism in Eukaryota, Fungi, Ascomycota, Eurotiomycetes, Chaetothyriales, Herpotrichiellaceae. The transcript has 3 exons. Bases 1 to 3138 code for a protein of 1045 amino acids. The record is from RefSeq and is a predicted model, not a curated record.
AUGUCGGACUCCGACUCCGACAGUGCGACAUCGGCGGACGAGUCAGUGGCCUACGUCGAGAGGCUGCUCUAUCAGUCUGAGGGCAAUGGCAGGCCCUUGUAUCUCGUUAAGUGGUCGGGAUAUGGUAUUGAGCGAUGUACUUGGGAGCCUGCUGAGAGCUUUAUAGACCCGUCAAUUCUCGUUGGGUGGGAGAUGCAGCGCGAGGCUGGCGAUGUUCUGGACGAGAACACACUUGCAACUGUCCAAGCGCGAAUGGACGCUUAUGAAAAAAAAGAAGCCCGGAAAAGAUGUCGGAAGGAAUUUGAACGAGCAUCCGGUCGGCCGCCAAAGUCUAACCCACCAGGAGUCAAGCGACCACGAGCAUCUCGUUCACCAAGCAUAAAGGUGGAAGCUCCAGAAACAUCCGGAGUGAAGGAGACACAAACCGCAGAACAGCCACGUUCACCAAACCCUCCAGUGGCCCAAGCAGGCUCCGCCCAGGUGACAUCGACGCAAGUCGAUUCAUACCAGCCGUCCGCAACGACAGUGGAUCCAAAACCCAAUAUCACGCCUCCUGUUCCUCUACCGCUGGCGCAAGGCGAGGGUGCUCCACGCCCGAUCACGACCGCAAAGCAGGGAGGAAAUAUUCAAACCAAUCAAGAUCCCAAGCCAACAAAAUCUUAUGUGACCCCGGGCCCCGGACUCAACCAGAAUACGCUAAGGGGACCGAACACGUCGGCUGCUGGAAAACAGCAAGGGAAUGCUCAAGCUGCGCCGAUGGCAACAUAUACCGGAAAAGGCAAGGCAGGGCAGAUGUUCAAAAAUAUGAGAGAACAGAAUCGAUAUACCAAACUUGCAAGUCGAGAACCCGCACCAGAUAUCUCAAAACUGGAUCUCAGAGAAGCAGACGCAUGGCCUGUGUCCGGACUCGCUGAGCCCGCAUCCAAAAUUCAUGGCCCGAGUCCAAAAGAUGGCCGCGGCAGUUCUCCCCUGUUCUUCUCAGAGGAUGAGACGGAACUGCCUCAGACAGACAAUCAGGAGACACGGGGAGAAGCCUGCAAGAGUCCUCGCCAGAGCGUACCUGGCGAACCCCCUCUGCGGGCCACGGAAGCAGCACCGAGCAUUCCGCUAGCGUCCCUGGCACCAGAUAAAUCAGCUGCAAACUGGGGCUCAUCGCAGUGGCCUAUUAGAAACAUGAUUACUGACACGCGACCGAUUUCUAUCAAGAGCAAGUCCCGCCGUUCUAUGUCGUCUACGGCACUACGAACACCAUUCGCUGAGAGACGGCCGUCUCCCUCCCGGCCACGCUCGACCAGCGCCCAUGAUUAUGAUGAUGUCGGUGGGCCUUCAACACGCGUACAAAUUCCUUCCAGCCAUAGUCCCCCCAAAGCCUCUACGACUUCAAGUGCUCAAAAGUCUAGGUGGCCGGUUAAGGGGUCCCCAAAUCACGAACUGCCCACUAAUCUUGAUGUUUAUCUACUAUAUGGACACUACGAUGUAGGUUUGGUGACAUUGGCCGGUAUACCACCGUGGUUAUCUCGCAAACUCGGGAAAACCACCGGCGGACGUCAUCCGACAAUCGCCUUCAAAAAGCACUGGAUGAUGAAUGGAGCAGAAUUUUCUGACUUUUCCGCAGACAAGCUACAUAUUCAGGAGCACGGGACGUUCCCAAUCCAGGCGCGGGAUGAUGCGCGGCGAGCAGUCGAAAGGCUUUGCAAAGACAUGAAAGAUAACGACUUGAUUGCCGUGUGGGAGUAUUUACCCCAUGACAGUCUCGUCCUGGUUCUGUCAUGGAAAGACUCCAGCGCCGAGAAUGUCAAUGAAUUUGAAACUCCUUUGAGGAUUUCUCUCCGCAAUAAGCGACCUGGGAUCUAUCUGGGGAAUCACCCAGGAGCGGUCGACUAUCGACAACACCCAAGUGGCGAACGGGAUACGCGGUUCCCAGGAGCUAUACCAAAAUCCGCGCAACCUCUACCUCGAUCAGCCGUAGCAGAGGACGCAGGCGUGUACACACAGAGCCCAUUCAAACCAUCGGCACCAACACGAACAAUGACGUUGGCGAAGUGGCCCUCGGCGUCGGCGCACUCCCAAGUACAGAGCCCAGUCAACUCUCUCACAUCAGCACCAGGAGCAGCAACGAUACUAGCAAACACACCUGCGGUAGAGAGAUCACCAUCCUCGGCCAAUGACAAUACAUUGCCUGGUGGUGUGGAUAGAUCAAGGCACGAGCUAUGGGUGAUGAUAUGCUUCGGGAAGUCUAACCCAGUCGAUGCUGAAGCUGUGAGACAAUGGCUGUGUACGCACAAUCGCCCGUACCGAGUUUUCAUAGACACGGAGAAGAACGGCUGGGACAAGUUUCGGGACGGCAUCUCCAGCAAGGACAGCGCUAUCCUAUUUCACGAGAUGCACAGAGCAUACUGCGAUCUCCCGCUUUUCCACAAAGUACUCGAACGACAACAUCUUUCCUGUUACGAGGUCCCGUCCCAAAGCCCGUUGGGAAAGCUGAAAGAGCCCAAACUUGGUCAGGAAGGGGGGUGGACGAAACUCUUUCCACGGGGAUCAGUAUUUUGCAUCACUGAAGACACUUUGAAUCGUCAUCUGCAGGACGUGUUAUGGUUCAUGACGUGGUUCGAAUACCGAUCCAGGAAGGAGACAUUGAGGCUCGCCCUUCCUCCGGACAUCUCUUCCUGGCUCUUACGAAGGGCGAAGGACAACGUCGGUGGUAAAAUAUCAGAUAAGUACAUUAACAUUGUUCAAUCUGUCCACCGACUAAGAGCGCGGUCCUCGGAGGUGUCCUGGAGCAACACAAGUCGUCGUGAUGACCCUGAUGAAUUUGUCCACGCCCGGCCCUGGGAUCAUAGCUCCGAGAUCAUUCAGUCACCCCCGCCUUCACCCUUCUUUGGCGAUUGGGAUCGUGCUGACUUCGGUCACGAGGCUGUGAGGGCGCGGGAUAAGAGCUUGAUCAAAUGGUUCGUCGGGUGGGCGGCAGCGAAUUCCCCGCUCUACCGGAAGUUCUUUGUCCUCGAUGCAACCCACGACAAUGGGACAGAAAAUCAUUCAUGGCACAUCAGCUUCCGACACAUCACUUCGUGGAAGCAAGAUAUCGAUCGAAUAGAACAACGCGAGCAUGAAAUUUCCACUUUCUCGCAGACUUGGUGA